AUGCUUGUACAGCAGAUGCAGAAGUCCAGCGACGACAUGCUUGCUCGAUUGGAGGUGGUUUACAAAGGAUUCGACCGUCGGACGUGGCAGAAGAUCGUGUGUGUUUGCGUGGCCCACUGGUUCGAAAUGCAGGCGAUUGUCGUUGCCUAUGGCACGGCCAUGAUCGCUCGUCUUUAUGCCGAGGAUGAAGAUAGUGAUGAGGAGGAGGGUGCAGAGGAGGAGGGUGCAGAGGAGGAGGGUGCAGGGGAGAGCGAGGAGAUGAGUGAGGAUGAUGGAUUACGGAGUGUGCGAAGGAGACUGACGUACGAUUGA
Molecule: messenger RNA, 312 nt
Organism: Anthostomella pinea
Lineage: Eukaryota; Fungi; Ascomycota; Sordariomycetes; Xylariales; Xylariaceae
Source: the annotation of a GenBank genome assembly